Messenger RNA from Mauremys reevesii (Reeves's turtle), 1944 nucleotides. RefSeq names its product hedgehog acyltransferase like (gene HHATL). Gene Ontology annotation, biological process: negative regulation of N-terminal protein palmitoylation. Gene Ontology annotation, cellular component: endoplasmic reticulum. The record is from RefSeq and is a predicted model, not a curated record. The transcript is spliced from 12 exons. Bases 281 to 1792 code for a protein of 503 amino acids. Lineage: Eukaryota; Metazoa; Chordata; Testudines; Geoemydidae. Gene Ontology annotation, molecular function: acyltransferase activity.
GCACUCUACUCCCAGCUCAACUCACUCCAGAGAUCCACCCCGGGGGGGACUGGCAGCCAAGAACCCAAAGAGCCACCGGACGGACAGACAUGCCUUAGCGGAAGGACAACUUGCUAUUGCUUCCUUCCCACCCAACUUACCGUGCUGGGAUCCAGAUUUCCAAAGGAAUCGUCCGUCCCCCUGCUUUGCCUCACUUCUGAGUGCCGGGCUGGUGCUGCAUUGUGCCAACUGCUUGUCAAGAUCUGGAGACACUUGGCUGUUGGGGUGUUAACCCACCAACAUGGGUAUUAAAGCAGCGUUACCGAGUUAUGAGCUGGGGUUCUACGCUCUGAUCUUGACUUGUGCAGUGGUGUACAGUGGAAAUGGGAUCUUCGACGCAUCGAGAGAUAAUGUGAACAGAAAAGCUUUUCGGCAGGGCAUAAAGCCGGGCUGGCAUUACUUCGGCAGGAAAAUGGACGCAGCUGACUUUGAGUGGGCGAUGUGGUUCACCUCAUUCAGGAACAUCAUCAUCUUUGCCCUUUCAGGGCACAUCCUGUUCGCCAAGAUCUGCUCCAUGGUGGCUCCUCAGCACAGAUCUGUGGUUUACAUGCUCUAUGGGAUGUUGGCCGUGCUGGGCACCAUGGGCCGCGCCUACCUGAUGAUUGUCCUCUCUCACUGCAUUGUGCUCUACGCUGUGGCGCUGGCGAAGCAGAGGUGGUUGUGCUUUGCGGCCGGGCUUUGCAGCCUGGCCUCUUUCAGGCUGGAACCUUUCAGCACGUGGCAGAAUGGAUUUGUAACACGAACUUUUGAUCUUCAAGAUGUUCUGUUUUAUGGAGGAAGCGGCUUUACCAUCAUGCGCUGCAUGAGCUUUGCGCUGGAGAACUCCGAGAGGAAGGAAGGGAUUUACUCCAUCAUUGACCUGCUGAAAUAUAAUUUCUACCUCCCGUUUUUUUUCUUCGGACCCAUCAUGACCUUUGAUCGAUUCUACUCUCAGGUAAGCAUCAGCGAGCUGAGACGCAAAGACAAUGAGAUGUGGAACAUUCGCGUCCAGGCUUUUGUCAACCUGGGGGCGAUCGUCGCGGUGGACGUGUUUUUCCACUUCUUCUACAUCUUGACCCUUCCUGCGGACGUGAAGUUUGUGAGUCGGCUCUCAGACUGGGCUUUAGCUGGCCUGGCCUACUGUAACUUGGUGUAUGACUGGCUGAAAGCUGCGGUGAUGUUUGGAGUUAUCAACACCAUUGCUAGGUUGGAUCACUUGGACCCACCGCAGCCCCCAAAAUGCAUCACCAUGCUCUACGUCUUUGCAGAAACGCACUUUGACAGAGGGAUUAAUGACUGGCUAUGCAAGUACAUCUACGAUCACCUUGGGGAGAACCAUGACAAUGUUGUGAAGGAGCUUCGGGCCACCAUCUGCACCUUCGCUGUCACCACCCUGUGGCUGGGCCCCUGCGAGAUCGUUUACAUCUGGUCUGUCUGCAACUGCUUUGGACUCAACUUCGAGCUCUGGGUGCAGAAGUUUUUCCAGAGGGAGCCCUUUGGCAGCAUGGAGGCCAACAUGUCAGAGCCGAUGUCUCGGCGGAUUAGAGGGAUCUUCGGGGCUGCAAACUUCUGGGCUAUUGUCCUCUACAACGUCCUUGCCCUCAACAGCCUGGACUUCACACUGCUGGUUGCCAAGAGAAUCCUCCUGACAGGUUUCCCACUGAGCACCUUGUCCAUCUGGUUCAUCACCUACUGCGGAGUGCAGCUGAUCAAGGAGAGGGAGCGCCUCCUGGCAAUAGAAGAGGAGAAACGAGACAAAGAAAAGGCAGCGUAGAGAUGAGAAGAGGAUUGGCCCAGACAGCUCAGCGGCAGCAUCACUUCCUCCCGGCCAUCCAGGCCUAGACCCCUGAAAUGGGGCUCUCCGGCAUUAUUUGCAGUCAAGCUACUGUUUCUCACCCAUGUACAAACCACCUGUAAUAAAAAUCU